AUGGGUAGGAGAGAACAGGAAAAUAGAAAGAGGAAGGCUACACCUAAAUCGCUCAAUACAUGGGUCAGUAAAGUACCCCGUCAAGUAGCCUGAGAUCAUGCCCUCUCCUUAUUACCCGUCAAGAGCCAUCAGACGCAGACAAUGACAGUGCAGUCUGCGAUGAUAGCCCAGCUGAAACCACGACUUCAGAUCUAUCUCAGUUAACUACAGUUUUACAGCGAGAUGUAGAAGAUAAAAUCAUACCGAUUUUCGCAAUGUCCACCAGUCUUGAUCCCAUUAUUGUGCUCUGAGAUUUAGUCGCUAUUCCUCGAUAUGAAACAAACUCGCUUAAUAAUUAAAAAGCCAGUGAGGGAACACAAAGAUGCGCCACAAUCCACGCAACGAGCUGUGAAUGUGAAAGGAGUGCGAGGUCGUUAUUGCGGCUGCAUACAUAUAACAGGGCAUGCAUGGGCCAGGAAAGGUUUUCGUCCCUCGCACUAAUGCACAUACAUUAUCAAGUUAAAAUUGUUUUGGAUGAGGUGGUAA
Molecule: messenger RNA, 525 nt
Organism: Porites lobata
Lineage: Eukaryota; Metazoa; Cnidaria; Anthozoa; Scleractinia; Poritidae
Source: the annotation of a GenBank genome assembly